This is a messenger RNA of Strongyloides ratti, 723 nucleotides long. RefSeq names its product ShKT domain-containing protein. NCBI's taxonomy places the organism in Eukaryota, Metazoa, Nematoda, Chromadorea, Rhabditida, Strongyloididae. The transcript has a single exon. The record is from RefSeq and is a predicted model, not a curated record. Bases 1 to 723 code for a protein of 240 amino acids.
AUGGAAUCAUCAAAACUUUUACUUAUUGCUGUUCUUUAUUUAUUGGGAUCUCCAAUUGCUUAUGCUGGAGAUUCAGUAACCUGUACUGCCGGUGGUGGUCAAUGUACUGGUACAUUAAAAUGUGUGACACUUGGAGCAGAUAGUGUAUGUGUUGAUCAAUGUACUGUUGCUGAUGUUGCUACACAAUGUGGAACUGGAGCUACUUGUGGUGAUGUAACUGAUCUUGAUGGUGCUACAGUAAAAAUUUGCGCUACAGCAAAAGGAUGUUUAACUGAUACUGAUUGUAAAAAUGCUGACCCAACAAAACCUAUAUGUAAUCUUUAUGUUUUACAAUGUGAAGCAGCUGCUGUUGUAACUACAACUACAACUACAGUUGCAAGUAAUACUACAGUAAUUGAUACCACUACUCCAACUACUACAACUACAAUUAAACAAGUAAUUAUUACUUCUCCUCCAUGUGUUGAUAAAGUUGUUGGUGGACCAAAUGAUUGUUCAGCAUUGGCUUCUUAUUGUACCAAUGAACUUUAUCUUGAUUUAAUGAAAGAAAAAUGCCCAAAAACAUGUGGGUAUUGUUCUAACAAUGGAAAUUCAUCUGGAUCAUCAGGAACUUCUACAUGCCGUAAUGCAUUGUCUGAUUGUGUAAACAAAGCAUACUUAUGUAAUACUUCUGUUUACAAAAAUUUUAUGAAAACAAAUUGUGCUGCCACUUGCGGAUAUUGCUAA